GCAGCCGCCGCAGGCCCACGCCGUAAACAGACAAGAUGGCGGCGGCGGCGGCGGCGGUGCCUGGGACCUUGGGCACCUUGCAGGCCAGCCGCGCUCGCUUGGUGGCCUCUUGCUGUGUGCGGCUUGGCCCCGGGUGGAGGCUGCCGGGUUCCUUAAUGGGCCCGCGGGUCGCCCCGGCGAUAUGGGCCCGGGGCUGGGCUCCCGCGGUCGGGGGCUCGGCCCCGCGGAGGGGCUACAGCUCUGAAGUGAAGAUGGAGGAGGAGCUGCGGGUGCGGUACCUGGAGGAGGAGAACCGAGGAAUUGUGGUGCUUGGAAUAAACAGAGCUUAUGCCAAAAAUUCAUUCAGUAAAAAUCUGAUAAAAAUUCUCUCAAAAGCUGUGGAUGCUUUAAAAUCUGAUAAGAAAGUGCGGACCAUAAUAGUCAGGAGUGAAGUCCCAGGCAUAUUCUGUGCUGGUGCUGACCUUAAGGAGAGAGUCAAAAUGAAUCCCAGUGAAGUUGGUCCUUUUGUCUCCAAAAUAAGAGCAGUGAUUAAUGAAAUCGCUAAUCUUCCGGUGCCAACAAUUGCAGCGAUAGAUGGACUUGCUUUGGGUGGUGGCCUUGAGCUGGCUCUAGCAUGUGAUAUACGCGUAGCAGCUUCCUCUGCAAAAAUGGGCUUGGUUGAAACAAAGUUGGCAAUCAUUCCUGGUGGAGGGGGGACGCAGCGCCUGCCACGCGCUAUCGGGAUGUCCCUGGCCAAAGAGCUCAUCUUCUCUGCACGCGUGCUCGAUGGCCAAGAAGCCAAAGCGGUGGGCUUGAUCAGCCAUGUUCUAGAGCAGAACCAGGAGGGGGAUGCUGCCUACCGCAAGGCCUUGGACCUAGCAAGAGAGUUUUUACCUCAGGGACCCGUUGCAAUGAGAGUGGCAAAAUUAGCAAUUAAUCAAGGGAUGGAGGUUGAUUUAGUAACAGGAUUAGCCAUAGAAGAAGCUUGUUAUGCUCAGACUAUUCCAACAAAAGACAGGCUUGAAGGUCUUCUUGCUUUUAAAGAGAAAAGGUCCCCUCGCUAUAAAGGAGAAUAGAAGACACAGAAAUCUUUCAAAUGCCAGUGUAAUAAAUGUACCUCUGGAAGUAUCUUUCAGAUCCAUAUAUGCCUCAGCACCUGGAAUCCCAAUGACCAAAGUGAAGAGCAAGUUCUCUGCAUAGUGAAUUAAGCAUCUGGAGUGGACCCAUCUGUGUACUUUGUUCAAAUGUGCAUCUUGUCAUAUUCAUUCGGAUUUAUAAAGCUAGUAGUGUAUAGUCAAAAACAGAUUCAAAAUUACGUACACAUUUUUAAAUAUUUCCUGCAUAUGAGGCUUUCUGUUCUUAAUUUUUUAAUGUGAAUAAUUUAUAUAUUACACAUUCUAGGAAAUAAUAUUAAUUGUAUGUCUACUGUGCUGCAAUACGAAAUAAAAUUAUUUCUAUAUACCAAAAAUGUGAAGUUAUACCAAAUAAAGUUUCUAAGGGAUUAUACAAUACAUCCACCCAUACAUACAUCUCAGACUGAAAAAGGAAUUGAUAGAUUCUCUGAGCGAAAAUUACCAAAUAUAAAUAAAAUUGGUGAAAAGAAAACUUGGGAA
Odobenus rosmarus divergens (Pacific walrus) is the source of this 1592-nucleotide messenger RNA. It is a transcript of the gene AUH, whose product is annotated as AU RNA binding protein/enoyl-CoA hydratase. Lineage: Eukaryota; Metazoa; Chordata; Mammalia; Carnivora; Odobenidae. Gene Ontology annotation, biological process: fatty acid beta-oxidation. The transcript has 10 exons. The record is from RefSeq and is a predicted model, not a curated record. Bases 36 to 1055 code for a protein of 339 amino acids. Gene Ontology annotation, cellular component: mitochondrion. Gene Ontology annotation, molecular function: enoyl-CoA hydratase activity.